AAUUCACCCACGGCAACCAGCGAUAAGGAGGUUUUUUUCUACUUUUAUAACAACACACAAAACCCACAAGACGGCAGACAACAGCCAAGAGAUGACCGAACUGCGCAACGACAUGGACAGCGAUCUGGACCAGAACUACUCGCUGAACAGUAACGCAGAUCCCAAGAACAUGCAGGAGCUGACCAUUUACGUGCAAAAUCUGUUGCAGAAUGUGCAGGACAAGUUCCAGACGAUGUCGGAUCAGAUAAUUACACGCAUCGACGACAUGGGCAAUCGCAUUGAUGAUCUGGAGAAGAGCAUUGCGGAUCUGAUGAAUCAGGCUGGGAUUGAGGGGCAGAUCCCGGAGAAAUGAGACGACCAAAGCUAGGCGUGGCCAACGCCCACUCCCUAUCAUGCUUGUCACCCGGCCACGCCCAUAUCAAAUACAUCGAAGAACGGCACA
This is a messenger RNA of Drosophila guanche, 442 nucleotides long. RefSeq names its product heat shock factor-binding protein 1. The transcript has 2 exons. The record is from RefSeq and is a predicted model, not a curated record. The coding region runs from base 92 to 352 and encodes 86 amino acids. NCBI's taxonomy places the organism in Eukaryota, Metazoa, Arthropoda, Insecta, Diptera, Drosophilidae. Gene Ontology annotation, biological process: cellular heat acclimation. Gene Ontology annotation, cellular component: cytosol; nucleus. Gene Ontology annotation, molecular function: transcription corepressor activity.